AUGCCGCUGCCCUCGCCCGAGGAGUCGGGCAUGGGAUCACCGUCGGUGGUGGCGACAGAAGCGGACAGAGAAGACGAGGCGGUGGCGGGGCCGCGGCUGAAAAAGGCGAGGGGAGCCGCCGCGCCCGCCGCCGCGCCUGCGGCUCAGUCGCACGCAGCCGCGGCUGCACAGCCGCCUGCCGGCAGCCUCACAAUCCGGCCGGCCAAGCGCGGCCGGCGCAAGGCUGCGCCCCGCGUCGACAGGAACGCGCUCUCCGCGCGCGGCGACGGUGUGCCGCCGCGGCGUUCGCGCUCCUCGUCGCCUGACGCGCCGCCUGCGAAGCGGGCCUCUUCUGCCGGCUCCUCCGUUUGCGGCUACGACUCCGAGGCGCCGGAGGAGAUCCAGAACGAGGCGCUCUACCGGGCCUGCCGCGCGUACGGCUUAGGUGAGCAUUUCCUCGCUGCGGCGCAGGACGAGGGCACAUUCGGCGAGUGGCUCGACGAGCUACCCUUCGAGGUGGCUGCGGCGACCGCCCGGCUGCUCAAGCACCACGCGCGCUCCGGCGCGUGGGUCGAGCUCUCGCCCGGCAACCCUAGCCAGGCCUCACGCGCUGGCCGCGACCGCGACCGCUCGAGCCCGAACUGCCCGUCAGAUAUGUCGGAAUUGUCGGAGAAUAGCGACUAG
Molecule: messenger RNA, 663 nt
Organism: Emiliania huxleyi CCMP1516
Lineage: Eukaryota; Haptophyta; Isochrysidales; Noelaerhabdaceae
Exons: 2
Coding region: 1-663 (220 amino acids)
Source: RefSeq, a predicted model, not a curated record